Messenger RNA from Symbiodinium necroappetens, 768 nucleotides. NCBI's taxonomy places the organism in Eukaryota, Dinophyceae, Suessiales, Symbiodiniaceae. The record is from the annotation of a GenBank genome assembly.
AUGCUGGGCCUCGAUGCAGCACCCGACUCAGCGGAGGAGCACUACCUGGACUUUUCGGCUUUCCCCAGUGUCAGGGAGCUCCUGGUUGCCAGUGACCAGUAUGCGCGUCACAGUGGCUGCCGCUUCCGAAGAGCUUCUUUCGAGGAUCCGGAGGAAGGCUCUGACCCAGAGCUGAAGGCAGCGAAGGCGCAGGCUGCCCCGGUUGUGAAGGAGUUUCUGACCAAACUGGAAGGGUCGCCAGACCAGGUGCUGAUGAAAGAUUUCAACGAAGCCUUCAAUAUCUUGUGGACCGAAAGCAUGCGCAGCUCCAUGGUGGCCAGGUGCCACCAGCUCGAUCUCUGGCCACCAACCCCGGCGCCAGUUGGCAUCACGGAUGACGAUGUUGACUAUGAAGCGGACACUACGUGCCUUUUCGCGCUUGCUCAGCGAUUGUACAACCACGACUCUCGGCACAAUGCCUCCACCAAAAGGCGAUUGUCCACGGCUUCCUUCCUUGCCGACUUCGCCUACGAAGCCGGCAUUCCAACACCGGACUUCUUCAAGAGCAGGAGUCCCGUUCUGGACAAGUUCGAAAAGAUGGCGGAUGAGUACGAGGAGCAGUUGUUCUCGCCAGCGACACGUCGCACUCACAAGUGGUGGCUACCAUGGAAUUUGCAACCUGGCUGUCAAUCGCGGGUUCGAAGUCGAGCAAGGUGCACAGAGGCUUUCGCCCAGGUAGGCUUUCUUCCUGAGCUAGUUAGAGGUGCUUUGCACCGCUCCCCCCCUUAA